GUAAUUGGGUGCGCUUAUCUGUGACCGACGACGAUGAAUCAGUAGUUGGUCCAUGGCGAGAAGAACAACGUUCCGAAGGAAAAGUAAAGGAAAUUCGCCUAAAAACGGUUCGUCGGCGUUACGAACACUUGCACGCACGAGAGCACGAUUAAGUUUGCAUCAGAUAUGGCGAAAACGAAAGGUCUUGCGUCGAAGACGCUGAUAGCGAAGCGGAAUCAAGCGUGUUUGUUAAGUAUACAAAAGUAUGUAAGUAGGUAAAUGUACCGAUGGUUGGUUGUGCGUUCUGUUUGUGGAAGACUGCGAAAGGAAUGAUAAGCAGGAUAGAUUCGAUUCGUUUGAAUUUGGUUGCCGAGGGACGGCUACCGAUCGGUAUAAAUUGAACGAACCAUCAUCGAUCGUUAAUGGGAACGAGUCGGCCGUGUAGCGAGGCGAGACUUAACGCUGGACGAUAUGGAGAAGAGCCCGUUGGAAAGAACGCGCCGAAACAAACCCGUCGAGCCGGGAAAGCUGCGACAACUUUUUCUAGCAAUUAUGGUAAAUGUUGCAACAUUGUCGUACGGAAUAUCGGUUGGUUGGCAAUCUCCGAUGAUGCCGCAGCUACAAAGUGAAGAUCCGCCGGUGGACGAAGAGCCGAUGACGAACGAGACGGCGUCCUGGUUGACCGGAAUCUUGUGCCUGGCGGCUGCUUUAACGACCGUAGCAGUCGGCAAGAUAACGGAGAGGUAUGGACGGAAAGCGACAGGAUGUCUGGCAGCGAUACCCUCUUCCCUCGCAUGGUUGCUGAUGAUCUUUGCGACGAAACAUUGGCACCUUCUGGUAGCCCGUUUCUUCUCCGGUAUGGGCGGCGCGAUCACUUUGUUCGUGGUGCCGCGUUACGUCUCCGAGAUCUGUUGCGACGCGACACGCGGCAUGCUGGCCAGCCUGCUGUCCUUGAUCUUGAACGGCGGCAUCCUCUUCAGCUAUACAUUCGGCGCGAUGCUGUCGUUCCGCGUGUUCGCGAUCGUCGCGUUCGCGGUGCCGGUUCUCUACUUCGUCAUCUUUCUCUUUGUUCCGGAGUCGCCUGUGUACUUGGUGCGGCAUCAUCGGCUCCCCGAAGCCGCGAGAUCUUUGAGAUGGUUAAAGGCGGGUCACGAGUCGACGGUGCAACGCGAGAUGCUGCGGCUGCAGGUGGAAGCGAAACAAGAGAACGCUUCGGGGAGAUCCGUCAGACCAUCGGACUUGAUACGGGACAAGGCGACGAUUAAGGGCCUGCUCAUCGCGUUGGGUCUGUUCGGAGGUCAACAGUUGUGUGGAAUAUUCGCAAUGAUAAGCUACACGGAAACGAUUUUCGGAAUAUCUGGAAGUUCGUUGUCGCCCAACGCCUCGGCAAUCAUCGUCGGUGCGAUACAAGUGUUUGGCUCGUUCUUGUCCACCUCGCUGAUGGAAAGGCUCGGUAGAAGACCGUUGCUUCUAAUAUCGUGCGCGGGAAUGUGCGUCUGUCACUACGCGCUCGGACUCUACUGCUACAUGGAAUCGCUUCGGUACGACGUUGCCGGUUUCAAUUGGAUUCCGAUCCUGGCGUUGUCCGUCUACGUGAUCGUUUAUAAUUUAGGCCUGGGCCCGGGCCCGUACGUGGUCUCUUCGGAAAUACUCAAUCGAGACGUGUCCGCUCCGAUUGUCACGCUCGGCUUGGUUACCGUUUGGAGUACGGCGUUUUUCGUAGUCAAGUUCUUUCCGAAUAUGGUCGUUUGGCUGAACAUGUACGGAUGCUUUUUCUUAUUGGGCACCGUGUGCGUCUUCAUUUUCCUUUUCGUUUUCACGCUUAUUCCAGAAACGAAGGGUCUGCCGCUUCAGAUGAUCGUGGAUCGGUUGAACGGCAAAGUUUCUCGCACUUGCGACGAUACGCGAUACGUGUCGUCCAGCGACGUUGUUGAAAAACAUAUGCCGGCGCCCGAGCAAGUUUGACAGAACCGUUUCAACGCGUGCCUGACCGUUCACCAGCUUCGAAGCCAGUUUCGAAGCCGUGCUAGACUCAACGCGACGCGAAUUGUCCUUGUAUUCGAACUUAUAUUUCACUAUCCUGUUGACCAACUUGACAAACUUGCUCUUCGCUAUAGAAAUUUUAUCGAAUAUGUUAUUUACUUGGUAGGAAUGUUUUAUUUGUACAAAUAUAGGCGAAUCGAACAAU
This is a messenger RNA of Nomia melanderi (Alkali bee), 2167 nucleotides long. RefSeq names its product facilitated trehalose transporter Tret1. Lineage: Eukaryota; Metazoa; Arthropoda; Insecta; Hymenoptera; Halictidae. The record is from RefSeq and is a predicted model, not a curated record. Gene Ontology annotation, biological process: transmembrane transport; carbohydrate transport. Gene Ontology annotation, cellular component: membrane. Gene Ontology annotation, molecular function: sugar transmembrane transporter activity.